AUGACCUCCGCGCGCACGACGGCGCUACUGCUUCGCUUGGGAGUCUCUAUCGCGCUCAGCCUGGGCACGGCCUCGCCGCCUCUGCUCCCUGAGCGGGCGCUCGCCGAGCUGAGGCAGCGGUCGUUUGUGGCGAUCCCGGCCUUCCUCUCGCGCGAUCUCGUCGACUCGCUGGUCGACGACAUCAACCUGCUGCGUAAAUCUCCCGGCCGCUCCGCCUCUGCACACCGGGGCGCCGUGGAGUGGUUCGAGCUGCUGCCAAAGGCGCCGCCGGUCCCGGCCGAGGGAGGCGGCCGUGCGGCCCUCCUCCAGCUCGUGUCUGGACUGCAGAGCUCGCUCGAGGAGCUCAGCGGCACCACGCUCUCCGAGGCUCACACCGAGCUCAAGUACGCCUUCUACCCGACCGGCGGCUUCUACCAGAGGCACAUCGACGCGAUGAACGGGUGGCGGCAGAGCGACGGAGGCCACCUGCGCGUCUUCGAGGCUGGCAGCGGCGUGCGCGGCAGCGGCACCCUCCUCGCCGACUUCACGGCGGGCCACUCGCCGCUGCUCUCGCCCGCGCAGCACGUCGACAUCGCCCCGCGGGCGGGCACGCUCGUCGUCUUCCGGUCGGACACGGUGCCGCACGAGGUGAGGCACACGAGCGCCAAGCGGAUGGCGAUCAUCGGCUGGCUCCAUCGCGAGCUGGGCGAGGCGGAGGCGCCCGCCGAGCCGCCCGAGGAGGAGCUGUCGGAGCUCGCCCUGGCGCUCAAGCGGCACUACGAGGGCCGCGGGGAGAAGAUCAAGGGGUUCGAGUCCGUGGACGCUGUGUCGGUGCCGGGCGAGUGA
This is a messenger RNA of Emiliania huxleyi CCMP1516, 825 nucleotides long. RefSeq lists its product as hypothetical. NCBI's taxonomy places the organism in Eukaryota, Haptophyta, Isochrysidales, Noelaerhabdaceae. The transcript has 3 exons. Gene Ontology annotation, molecular function: L-ascorbic acid binding; ferrous iron binding; peptidyl-proline dioxygenase activity. Gene Ontology annotation, biological process: cellular response to hypoxia. The record is from RefSeq and is a predicted model, not a curated record. The coding region runs from base 1 to 825 and encodes 274 amino acids.